Molecule: messenger RNA, 1851 nt
Organism: Heterostelium album PN500
Lineage: Eukaryota; Evosea; Eumycetozoa; Acytosteliales; Acytosteliaceae
Product: Arf guanyl-nucleotide exchange factor
Exons: 4
Coding region: 1-1851 (616 amino acids)
Source: RefSeq, a predicted model, not a curated record
AUGAAGUACUCUGGUCACCUAACAGAGUCAUGGAAGAAUUUGAUCAUGGUCAUCUGCAAGAUGCACAAACUUGGACUACUCCCAAGUAUUUUCGAAUCCAUUGAUUUCCCAGUUGAAAACAAUCCAACUCCUGGUCAAGCCAAUAGAAAUGUAGAUCAACAAAUUCAACAGAAAUCAUCAUCGAUUUUGAGAUUCUGGUUUGCCACUGGAGAUGAAGAGAUCGAAGUUGAAAACAAAGACGAAGAUAAAGCAAAGAUUUGUGUUGAAAAUUGUCAUAUUAAGGAUUUAUUCUUGGAAUCAAAGAAUCUACCAAUUACAUCUUUAGAACAUUUACUACAGGUUCUAUAUAAUAUUACAACGCCAAAGACAAAUGGAUUUAAUCAACCACAGGCAAUGUUUUGUUUUGACUUGCUCACACAUGUUAAGACUGUCAUCUCAUUGAUGUAUCUAUUGAUCCGAUUGUUGCAUGUACCCGAUGUCUCCAAGUCGUUGGAGUCGUUGGUCAAGUUGAUACUACGUGUCAACCCGGUGUUUGACUCGAUCGCCGAGAAGAUGUCGAGUGCACUCGUCCAGUUGGUACGCGACCAAAUCAACUUCCUCUCGACCAACCACAACUCAUGGGAACCGAUCAUCGGAAUGAUUGUACUACUCUCUGGCAAUCCAAAGGCAUCGACUCGUGCCUGUGAAGCACUCUCGCUGCUCGUCCAACAGAAAUCACUGACAUUGGAGUCUUGCAAGCAGUGUUUGACAUCUGUCAAUUGCUUUAUCAACUCGAGCACCGUUCCACCAACGGUUACAAUCAAAGCGAUGGAGCUACUUCAUUACAUCUUUGUCAGAAUCUCCGAGUUGAAUAAGAUCACUGUGUUGCCAGUCAACGAAUCGUCGUCGAUCACCGAGAAAGUUGCAAAGAGAAGGAUGGAUCAGAAGAUCUCGGAAACAUGGGAUCAAUAUUGGUCACCAAUACUUCAGACAAUCUCUAAACUCUGUGUAGACACCAAGCCAAACAUCCGAAACAAUGCGAUGAGUUACCUGCAAAAGUGUAUACUCUCGCCAAGUCUCGAAGUACUCUCGCCAUCAAAGUGGUUCAGUUGCUUUGUUGACAUUGUUUUCCCACUACUCAAUAAUUUGAAGGACAACGCAAAGGAAUCCAACUAUGAAGAUACCAGACUACGUGCUUCCGCUCUACUUUCAAAGGUGUUCCUUCAGAACCUCAAUAUUAUCAUCCAGUCCAACGACUUUACUAUGCUCUGGACUGAAAUCUUGACAUAUCUACGUACCUACAUGGGAUUGUCAGAGGUUCUAUCUGAAUCCGUACCGGAAUCUCUCAAGAAUAUGCUGCUGGUAAUGAAUAACUCUGGUGUAUUCAAAGCACCGGAUCCAUCGCAUUCAGAGGCAUCCAUCAAACUCUGGGACUUGACAUGGGCAAGUAUCAAUGAUUUCUGUCCAAAGAUUCGAGAAGAUGUUCUAUCAAGAGUUGAUCCAAAUCAUAACCAACAACAACAAGCACAACAAGCACAACAAUCACAACAAUCACAACAACAACAAAAUACAUCAACAACAAAAAUAGAGUCUGCAACACCUCCAAUCUCUAUACCAAUCAAUAUUACACCAAACAUGCCACCUCUAAAUUCUCCACAAGACAAUAUCAAUAGUAAUAAUAACAAUACACCAAGCAGUUUGGGAGCAGCAAUAAUCUCAUCACUUGGAAGCAGUGGUGGAAUCCCAAUCCCAAUCCCUUCUCCAAGCUCAACUGCAAGUAAUAAUAUAGUUCCACAAAACAACAACAAUAACAACAACAACAAUAAUAAUAAUACUAGUUUAUCACCAAUAAGCUCUCCAAAGCAAAUAUAA